Molecule: messenger RNA, 450 nt
Organism: Rodentolepis nana
Lineage: Eukaryota; Metazoa; Platyhelminthes; Cestoda; Cyclophyllidea; Hymenolepididae
Source: the annotation of a GenBank genome assembly
AUGAUUCAGCAGAACAUUUUUACUUUUGCGUUUUGGCAGCCACCAGCCUGUACCUGUAUGUCCGCAAGCCCGAAUUCGCCACUUAAGGUUACUUCAGAUGGAACCGGGGAUAUACGAGAUGGACUUGAGCGAGUGCACUUGACUUCAUCAGACAGUGGAGGGGGCGGUUCAAUCACCGGAAAUCCCAAGGACAGUAACUCGUUGGUCCAAAAAGUACCCAUUCCCUUUUCAGUGGGUGGCAAUUCAACAGGUUUUGCAGUAGGAGAAAUCGAUAAAGUACCAUCUACUGAACGUCUCAUAGGGGAUGGUGGUUCUCCCUUACCUGAUAGCACUGUAAUGCUUUUAAAACUGCACAGCCGAUUAGGUCGUAUUCUACAAGAAGCCUGCGACCUCCACAAGCAAAUCGGUCAUCUCCUAACUGCCACCGCGAUUGGACAGCAACCAUCAUGA